AAAAAAGGGCUUGUCCUGCUCACUUCAAACCAGACUUUAUGCUAUUUGUGCUUCCUCUCUUCUUCACACUUUUUUGAUUUCCCUCCCAACCACAAAUGCAUAUGGCGAAGACCUCCCUCUUGUUCAUCGCUUGGAUCGUUUCACUUCUUUCGCACACCGCCUGCCAAGCCAAGGUCUGGCAAUUCGAAUGGGAGGUGGGUUAUGUAUACGCAUCGCCGGACUGCGAAGAGAAACUCGUGAUGGCAAUCAACGGCCAGUUCCCAGGCCCGACCAUCCGCGCCAAGGCCGGCGACACGAUCCAUCUCAAGCUGAAGAAUACUCUCGACACCGAAGGAGUUGUCAUCCACUGGCACGGUAUCAGACAGCAAGGAACACCUUGGGCUGAUGGCACUGCCUCCAUCUCACAAUGCGCAAUCAAUCCUGAGGAGACUUUUAACUACGCAUUUGAAGUCGACAAGGCUGGCACAUAUUUCUACCAUGGACAUUAUGGGAUGCAGAGAGCUGCAGGGCUGUAUGGUUCUCUCAUAGUUGAUGUGGCUGAUGGUGAAGAGGAGCCAUUCCACUAUAAUGGAGAGUUCAAUCUACUUCUCAGUGAUUGGUAUCAUAAGAGCAUUUAUGAUCAGAUGGUUGGACUCUCUUCCAGACCCAUGAAAUGGAUUGGAGAACCCCAAAGUCUAUUGAUCAAUGGCAGAGGGCAGUACAACUGUUCCCUGGCCGCACAUCUUAUCCAAGGAUCCAGCACAUGCAAGUUAACAAAAGACUGUGAACCUGUUGUGCUCCAAGUUCUUCCAAACAAGACAUACAGGCUGCGAAUUGCAAGCACUACCUCACUGGCUUCACUAAACCUGGCCAUUGGAAAUCACAAGAUGACAGUGGUGGAAGCAGAUGGCAAUUAUGUGGAACCAUUCAGUGUGGAUGAUAUGGACAUAUAUUCGGGUGAAAGCUACUCAGUACUCAUCACUACAAACCAGAACCCAUCAUCAAAUUACUGGCUUUCUGUCGGAGUUAGGGGAAGAAAACCCAAUACACAACCUGCUUUAUCUAUCAUAAACUACCUUCCUAAUUCCCCGUCAAAAUUACCAGAAUCUAGUCCCCCAGUCACACCGGUAUGGAAUGACUAUGCCCAUAGCAAAUCAUUCACGUACAAGAUUCUCGCCAAGGAAGGCACACCAAGGCCCCCUCAAAAGCAUAAUAAGAGAAUUGCUUUGCUCAACACACAAAACAAAUUGGAUGGUUAUACUAAGUGGGCUAUCAACAACGUCUCUUUAGCACUUCCUACCACCCCUUAUUUAGGAGCCAUGAAAUUUCAAAUAAAGCAUGCAUUUGAUCCUCAACCACCACCAGAGAACUUCUCCUCAGAUUAUGAUGUGAUGAAACCAGCCAAGAAUCCAAAUACAACGCAGAGUACCAAUGCAUAUGUCUUCCAACUUAACAGCACAGUUGACGUAAUCCUUCAAAAUGCAAAUGCCAUAGCAGAGAACGUGAGUGAAAUACAUCCAUGGCAUUUGCACGGGCAUGAUUUCUGGGUGCUAGGGUAUGGGGAUGGAAGAUUCCAAGAGAAGGAUGUUUCCACGUUUAACCUCAAGAAUCCUCCGCUCAGAAACACAGUAGUGAUUUUUCCUUAUGGUUGGACAGCAUUAAGGUUUGUGACAGACAAUCCUGGAGUUUGGGCAUUUCACUGCCAUAUAGAACCACAUCUGCAUAUGGGCAUGGGUGUAAUAUUUGCAGAAGGUAUUGAAUAUGUCGGGAAAAUUCCAAGAGAUGCUAUAACUUGUGGGCUGACUGGAAAGAUGUUAAUCAACAACCAUCUUCCUUAAUUGAUGCACUCUGAUCCAGUCAUUCGUCUAUGAGGCUGAUCAAUCAAGUUGUUUUUUAUUAGUAUGUCACUUUUUAAGAAGAGCAACUAGGAAAUGAUUGGGACCAAAGCUGUCAGAUUAUGAACUUGUAUGGAAUAUGGUUUUGAUAUCUCACUAACCUUGAAUUAAUAAUGUAA
Zingiber officinale is the source of this 1993-nucleotide messenger RNA. RefSeq names its product L-ascorbate oxidase-like. Gene Ontology annotation, cellular component: extracellular region; plasmodesma. The record is from RefSeq and is a predicted model, not a curated record. NCBI's taxonomy places the organism in Eukaryota, Viridiplantae, Streptophyta, Magnoliopsida, Zingiberales, Zingiberaceae. The transcript has 5 exons. Bases 96 to 1817 code for a protein of 573 amino acids. Gene Ontology annotation, molecular function: oxidoreductase activity; copper ion binding.